AUUCCUCCCUCUCGACUACAGACCACCUUCCCCGUGAGGUUUGUUUGUAAACAUUGAAGAUCCGAAGGAAAUCCCACACACGACCCUACCGCAGAACCUCAAUUAAAUCGUCUUAUAUUCACUGAUGUUCCUCUUUUAGGACAUAUCCGAGUACCUAUCACAAUGAAACGCAUGAAAAGAGGUUUUCUUGAUAGUCUCAGACUGUAUUUGAGAGGAGGAAGUGGGGGUAUGGGAUACCCUCGUUUUGGAGGUGUGGGAGGAAAUGGUGGAAAUAUUUAUGUAGAAGCGAAAGAAGACUGCAAUCUCCUAAAGACUCUCAAGGCUCGUCCAGAUAAGCGCUGGUGUUCAGAUAGUGGUGCAAAUAGCCGACAGUUCCGUAUUCUUGGUGAACAAGGAAAGGAUGUUUGCAUUCCUGUUCCAGUUGGUACAUCAGUCAGAUUAGAUGAUCAGAGAUUAAUAGGAGAACUGAAUCAGAUUGGGGAUAAGAUAUUAGUCGCCAGAGGUGGGGUCGGUGGUUCUCCAAAUAACCAAUAUAAUGGUCAAAAAGGACAGGCACACCAUAUCAUUCUGGAACUAAAGCUGAUUGCAGAUAUUGGUCUUGUGGGAUUUCCCAAUGCAGGAAAAUCAACUUUGUUAAAGGCCAUUUCAAAUGCCAAGCCUAAAAUUGCAAGUUAUCCAUUUACCACUUUGAAGCCAAAUUUAGGCAUGGCAGAAUUUAAAGAUGGACGUCAGAUUAGUAUUGCUGAUUUACCUGGCCUUGUGGAAGGAUCAUGGGCAAAUGUGGGUAUGGGCCACAAAUUUUUGAAGCAUGUGGAGCGGACAAAGAUGCUACUCUUUAUGGUCGAUAUUAAUGGUUUCAGACUAGGACCAAAGUACCCCUAUAGGUCAGCAACUGAAAAUGUUGUUUUACUCAAUAAGGAAUUAGAGCUCUAUUCGCCUGAUUUAGUUGAGAAACCGUCAUUAUUAGUGGUUAACAAAAUGGAUUCUCCCUUUGCUGAAGACAAGCUGAAGAGAUUACUCGAUGAACUUCAGCACAUUAGAGAUGUGUGUGCAAGAUUUCCAGAAGAAAUGUGUCCUGAUCAGUUUGUUGUAUUUGAUGAGAUUAUACCAUGCUCAGCAAAGGAGAACAAGGAGUCAGUUGAUUAUGUAAAGCGGAGACUGCGAGAGCUAUUAGAUUUUUAUGAUGAUCAAGAGAGAGAAGUACAAGAGCUUGCGGCAAAGAGUAGAGCCAAAAGUAAACUCAUUGAGACAAAUCUGCAGUUAGUUUAGACUGAAUUUAUUCUGGCAGUGUAAAUAUUUUUAUUUGUAUUAUAUGUAUUAAAAAAAGUAACCUAUGUUUACUGGAAAUACUGAAAUCCAUAUGCGUAGGUAGUGUGUAUUUACAAAUCAAAAUGGUAAUUGUUGGAUAUAUGAAUUUUAUAUAAUAAAAGUGAAUUACAAGACUGCUUCAA
Molecule: messenger RNA, 1451 nt
Organism: Penaeus vannamei (Pacific white shrimp)
Lineage: Eukaryota; Metazoa; Arthropoda; Malacostraca; Decapoda; Penaeidae
Source: RefSeq, a predicted model, not a curated record